GACUACAAUUCCCGGCACGACACGCGGGCGCCUUUCCUCCAGUCUUUCCCCUCCCUCCCCAUUGCUUUUGGCAGAGGGAGGUUGCCCCGGCCGGAUCCGGCGGCGGCCCCGAGCGGGCGGGCUCGGCUGGGCAUGGGGGGCUGCCUUUCUUCGCAGACGGCUGAUGACCUCUCGCUGCUCAACGACUCCACUGGAGAUGGUGCGAGCCUCGGGCCUGGAGAUCCACCUCUACCACCCGCCUCCGCUCCUCCGCCUCCCUACCAGGAACAUGCACCGAUUCCAGUGUAUCACCCAACGCCCAGCCAGGCACGUCUCGCCACCCAACUAACGGAAGAAGAGCAGAUCCGAAUAGCUCAGAGGAUUGGGCUCAUUCAGCACCUUCCCAAAGGAAUCUUUGAUCCAGGCUCAGAGCCAUCAGAGAAGAAAAUCAAAGAGUGUGUGAUCUGCAUGCUGGAUUUUGUUUAUGGAGAUCCCAUCCGGUUCCUGCCCUGCCUGCACAUCUAUCACGUACACUGCAUUGACGACUGGCUGAUGCGGUCAUUCACUUGUCCCUCUUGCAUGGAGCCAGUUGACGCUGCUCUGCUGUCCUCCUAUGAGACUAACUGAGGUUGCUCCACGUCCUGCUCUUGUUAAUGCUUCCAGGCUGGGGCUUUUAGGGAGGCUGGUGGGGCUAGGAUGUGACACAUUCUUUAUUUGCACACUUCUGGGAUACACCAAAGAACCCUAUGGCAAAGAGCCCUGGAGGACAACACCACAGCCAUUCUGGCUUGGCUAGCUGUGCUAAAAGCUGACUUGUGCCAUAUUUGAGCAUUUUUUCCAGACUUGUUGGGCAGGGAGGGAGAAGGGAAUGACAAAGUUGGGGUUGUCUUUUCACUUCCCCCAUAAAUGCAUCCCCCUCACACACCCAAAGAUCAGGAUUGUUUGAAAUUAUUCCCUGCCCUCAUGCCCCUCUAAUUCCCACUGAGUUAGCAAGUAUAGUUCUCUUGGGGCUAUGUGAGGGCAUCAGACUGUAACUAUCAUCAAGAGUUUUUAAAACCUUAAAACUGAUGUUGGUGGCAAAACCCUUGUGAUUUCAAUUCAAGAGAGGAAUUCAGGGAUGCAACACUAUGGCUCUGGCUGGUUUGUGGUGGAAUCUGAGGUUUUGUCAAAGUUUGUGAUUUUUAAGCAUUCUCCCUUCUGCCACAUAAAAUAGAUAUUAACUUCAUUUAACUGGGUGGCAACAGCAGCUGUGUUUAAAUCUUGGCCAACACUGACUAUUUACGCAGUAGUACACAUACUGCAAUGCAGAAAACAAACCUAAAGAGCUUGUCUCCUUUGUGGGGCAUCUUGGAACCGUAAUGUUGCAGCAGGGAGGCUACAGCUUGAUUCUAUAGCUGUCAGUUGGAGGCAGAGUGCUUUUAGUUUUUUGGGGGUGUUUCAGCUAAGAAGAGUGCCUGGAGGGAUACUAUUUCCUUUCUCUCUUCUGCUUUUAAAGUUGUUUCUCAAUCAAGACAGGAAUUUUUAUUUGUUCUGAAGAAGUAUACUGUGAUGCUAUUGCAGGCCAGGCACACUUCCCCAGAGAAUGUUUAGAGGUUUAUAGGGGGGAAAGGAUUCCACAGGGGAAGAGGGAGUGGUUUUAUCCUAUCACAUGGAUGGAAUAGAUUUAGAGAGAAAAUUUGAGUAUUUUCACUGGUACUCAGUUCUCAUUCAGGUGCAGUUAACUGGAUCUUUUCCCCCCUGCAAAUGUAGAUGUCCCUCACAAGUCAAAGUUUUCCCUUUCCAUGAAACUAAUGCAGUAUUGACACUUUCUAGAUAAAUAUUUGGCAUGUUUAAAGGUGAUAGAGGUGGUAAAGUUAUUUGUAAAUAACAAUUUUUAUAGAAAGUUGAUGAUCCAGUAUGGUAAAAUCCCUUCUAGAGACUGACUGUGAGUUAAGGCAUUCAAGUGCACUAUUAUAGAAGAGAAAAGAACUUCUGCUUGUUUGUUGCCCAGUUUGUGCUGUUUGCCUUACACAAAUCCAAGUGAAGACCCUUGUCCCAUAGGAAACUGCUAGCACAGCCCUUUGGUCACUGCCAUGCAGCAAGCCCACCAUUUGGAAAGGCUUCCCUUAGUCAUGCUCUGUUGUUUAUUGCCUUGCAAGUGGAGAGGCGUGAAAGUGCUUUACUGGUUAUGUAUUGUUCUUAACAAGGUUUUAGCACUUGGAAGUAAAACUGAUGUACAUUGCAUUCAAAUGAAAUAAAAUAGAUUGCCUACA
Hemicordylus capensis (graceful crag lizard) is the source of this 2231-nucleotide messenger RNA. Its product is annotated as RING finger protein 11-like. NCBI's taxonomy places the organism in Eukaryota, Metazoa, Chordata, Lepidosauria, Squamata, Cordylidae. The coding region runs from base 133 to 606 and encodes 157 amino acids. The record is from RefSeq and is a predicted model, not a curated record. The transcript has 3 exons.